Charadrius vociferus (killdeer) is the source of this 1372-nucleotide messenger RNA. It is a transcript of the gene FUNDC1, whose product is annotated as FUN14 domain containing 1. Gene Ontology annotation, cellular component: mitochondrial outer membrane. Gene Ontology annotation, biological process: autophagy of mitochondrion. The record is from RefSeq and is a predicted model, not a curated record. The transcript is spliced from 5 exons. Bases 1 to 807 code for a protein of 268 amino acids. NCBI's taxonomy places the organism in Eukaryota, Metazoa, Chordata, Aves, Charadriiformes, Charadriidae.
AUGAACAAAGUGUCAAAUGCCGCGCUACUGACAGGAACAAGUCAGAACGCAGGAACCAGAAGAACGCAGUCCCCUGCUUCAGCCGUGUGGCAUUUCAACAACAGUGCGACUUAUUCUGGCGCACGAACGUUUCCUUCGCCUUCAGUCUUUAAAUACAGCCGGCAGACGCUCAGCCUGCACCGCCUUUGUCAACAGCUUACGGAUGGGCAGCAGAAUGUGCUACAGGUUGAUAAGGAGGACACCGGCGCUGCGAACGCCCUGCCUGCAGCAGGGAAGCACCCAGAAAGAACUUGCAAUGCGCAGGAGAGUUUCCCCUCAACCUUCACCGGGGGCUUCACGCUCCCGGCGACGUGCGUGUCCCUUCCCGAACAUGAAAGUGACGAUGAUUCCUAUGAAGUGUUGGAUUUAACAGAGUAUGCACGGCGUCACCAUUGGUGGAAUCGUGUGUUUGGCCGGAAUUCAGGACCAAUUGUAGAAAAAUAUUCCGUAGCUACCCAGAUUGUGAUGGGCGGCGUGACUGGCUGGUGUGCGGGAUUUUUGUUCCAGAAAGUCGGAAAGCUUGCAGCAACUGCAGUAGGUGGUGGCUUUCUUCUGCUUCAAAUUGCUAGUCAUAGUGGAUAUGUACAAGUUGACUGGAAGAGAGUUGAAAAAGAUGUAAACAAAGCAAAAAAACAGUUAAAAAAGCGUGCAAAUAAGGCAGCACCUGAAAUCAAUACUCUAAUUGAAGAGUCAACAGAAUUUAUCAAACAGAACAUCGUGGUGUCCAGUGGAUUUGUUGGAGGCUUUUUGUUAGGCCUGGCAUCGUAAGGACCUGAACCGUCUCUCCCUGGUGGCAUUCAUGUCGGCAAAGAACAGUUGUGGUGACACGCGCUCUUAAAGCAGUGUGGAUCACUGGGCCUUCCAGAACGGGACGAGUGGACUAGCUAGACGACUUGGAAGCGCUUACAUUUCAGGCUUUUGCCUCUUGAAGCUUGGCAAAACUAGGAUUUGCUGAAAAAAAACAACUGUGCAGUGUGCUCAUUAUAGCAUUUCUGGGCAAAACUGGUUCAUCUUCAUCAUGACUGUUUUUAUCUAUGACCUUUCAAGAUUUAGCAUUUUUAAAAAUGUUAUUCUUGGAAUAUAGAUAUGUAGUCAUACUUUAAGAAAGCAAGCUCCAUUCCUGUGUUUUCAUUUAAAUAUUGUUUAUUUUAAAAGUAUUUUUCUUCAUGCUGUAGUAAAUAGUAUCAAUGACUACAUAAUGUAUAUGAUAUUGUAGUUUCAGCCUCAUGGCUGUCCAUGUUCUUUAGAAGUCACUGCAAUAAUCUAUCAAUCUGUAAUACCUUUUUACAGAGUAUUAAAUAACAAAGAAUCAUGAGCUUAUUAAAGGUGAAAA